GGAGGGGAGCGGUUGGGAGGGAUGAGGGAGGACCUGAGCCUGGCCUCAGCCUGGCCGCGAGGACCCUGCCAGACAUCGUGUGGAUAUCUUUACUGUAGGUGUGUCCGCAUCAUUCGUACGUUUCCACGAUGCUUCCAGUCACCACAUGGCCUUAAGGUGCAAACCAAGUCAAGUGAGGGGAGUGAGCAAUCAUGAGUCCUUUCCAGCAGCUAAAAGGUGAAGAACAGGGCUAAGAAGUGGAAGAUUACCAGGUCAUCAUGACCAACACAUGGACAGUAUGGGGCCUCCUACUGUCCCUGGCUGCACCCUCCUUCACCUACAAGAUAUCUACUCUGGAUGCAAUGGAGGUGUGCAACGAGACCAUCUAUCUGGGUGCUGGACUCAAUUCAGCUGCCAUUCUCACUCUUACCUCAAAAAGUUACUAUGACUACACCCCGAUGCACUGCUACAUCCGUUUUGUUGCUUCCAUGCACCCAUGGUCCGGGCUCACUGGUGUGCUGGAAGAUAUAGACCUGAGGCGCUUUGACGAUCCCAGUAGACAUCACCAUCCUGAGAAUGACUGUGUUGACUACAUAAUAAUAAGGGACCAAACAGAUUUGCCACAAGGACGUCAGUGUGGAUCUUGGUCAGUGGGAGUCCGGGAUGAGCUGAGUCCCUUAGGGCCAAAGCGGGCACUGGUAGGGUAUUGCCCUACUCACUCAACAACUUCAAGCUCUGGCUCACAACGUUGUGGUGUGUCAACAGAGAUACAUGUGGAGGUAUCAGUGGGAGAGCGUGACAACUUACCCCUAUGGAGCAAUGUGAAGUGGGAAAGACACAGAGGCUUCAGGCUGGUUAUUACAGCCUAUGGCCACUCUUAUGGUGAGUCAAAAUGUGCUGAUGGAUUGCGGUCAUGUGGUCUUAUUGACCACCAGAAAGAGAUGUGUGUUCAUGAAUCACUCUGGUGUGACCACCACAUCAACUGUGGCCAACCUCACAACCUAGAUGAGAUGUCUUGUUUCAGCUCUUAUGUCACCAUGGAAGGUCUGGUGCCUGUGAUGGUGGGGCCUUGGGUGGGUGCAGCACUUCUACUGCUCUUGCUGGUGGCUGGAGUGGUUUACUGGCGCCAUGCUCGACCUCCUGCUCCUAGGGAUCCUCGUCCACCACAGGAACUAAACUCAUAUGCAGAAUCUUAUGAGGUGUCCUCUACUUUAUCCUCAGCUCACCAUAUGGCUAUACAGGUGCGAGUGGUGUGUAACUCAGGGCAUGGCAUGGUGGGCAAUGGAGCAACACACCUUACCACUACACAGCUGCCACCCCCUCACUCACUCCAUAGAUGGCCUGGAUCAUCCACUGCUACCAUGGACCUUCCACCCUCAUAUGAAUCUCUCUUCCCACACGGGCCACCUUCCCCCAGGGGUUGCAUGGCUGCCACUCCUGCAACCCCUGCAUCUGCUGCCAGCCUGGACAUCACUGCUACUACCACUUCCUUGCUCUCCCUGGGUUCAAGUACAGGGGCUGCCUCACCAGGCCAUAACUACCCUCCUGCUUCUGCUUCUACUACCCAGACUUCAAAUAUUGUUAUUCCUUUGAGUGCUAUCUGUAGCUCUACACACUCUCCCAGCAUAAACACAACUUCCACCACAGUUACCACAGCACCCUCCUCCCAUCACAGCAGCAUUACUACCAAUAAUGAAGCUGCAUCCACUUCCAGUACUUUACCUGUAUCAUCUAGUUCUGCCUCUGUUGACCAAGUAGAUGCCCCAUCUGUAGAAUUCACACCCCUUGUCCAACCAGAAGAUUCAGCCAUUUCUCCAUCCAGCUUGUGUGGGGAUCCUCUCCAACACUGUAGCACCACACACCACACACCCUGCCCACCUCCUCCACCAUAAAACAAUAUGGCUCCAUCUAGUGCUGCUUCAAGGUUUGCCACAAUCCUCUAAUACUACAUACUCCAGAAUCCUUUCUGUUAGUCAAGUGAUUCACUGGAGUUAAUGUAAAGAAGCUUUAGUGCAGAUUGUAGCAAUGACUGAAAAAAAAAGUAAUUGAUGUAUCUGAAGAGAUGGGAGAGAUGGAGAAACUGUGAUGUAAUGCGUAUAAAGCAGAAAAUAUAUAUGAAGCAUAAAUUAAGAGAACAUAAUGUUUAAUGCAAUAAAGGAAAACUAUCUUGGAUUGCAGUAGAGUAGAUGUCCUGAUGUCUUUUGUAAGGUUCUUGUAUAUGAUAUGUGGAGAAAAUUGGAGCAGUUAUGAAAGUGAGCUAAGUGUGUGGUGAAGAAACUGAUUUGUUCUGAAGUAGUAUAAAGGAAAUACAUCAUAUGGAGUUCUUUAAAUGAAUAUGAAAACUUUUCUAAAAUCAUGUGUGCUUAAUCAUGGGAAUGUACAAAGUAAUGUGUGAGCUUGCUAAUCUUAGUAGCAUGUGUGGACUAGCUCCAGAUUUUGUCAAAAUUAUAUUAAGUGGCUUGUUAGGUAAGGAGAAUUCAAUCUAUUGAAUUUGAAAAUUUAGCAACCGGAAAAAUUGCCAUAUAAUUAAAAAUUAAGUAUAUAAUUGAAUAUUAGAGUUAGAUACUUAAAGAUCAUUUAUGGAUAAAUGUCCUGACAUUCUUUUUUUUUUUUUUUUUUUUUAUUCAGGUUUGAAUUUAAAGUAAUGAAUAUUAACAAUUUGGCAUAUUUUCAUAAUUCAUAUAGAUUUGGAAUGUGAAAUUAAAUGUCUAAAUUGAAAACCACAAGAAAUAGAGCCUAAAUAUUUUGAUACAUAUAUAUUUUUGAAUAAGAUAACCCAUGUUAGGUGGCACAGUGAAUGCAAGAACUCCAAGUUUUACCAACCAUUCCUGAAUGAGGAAGUGGACAGUGUUAUUAAUGUAUGUAUAUAAAACAUGUAAGUGAAAACUAGCAGGUCUUGCCUAGCUAGUAUGAGAUUACAGAGGAAAGGUCUUUAAUGUUAGAAAAAAGAAGUGUGUGUGUGUGUGUGUAACUGUCAAG
Messenger RNA from Portunus trituberculatus (swimming crab), 2958 nucleotides. RefSeq lists its product as uncharacterized. The coding region runs from base 258 to 1871 and encodes 537 amino acids. Lineage: Eukaryota; Metazoa; Arthropoda; Malacostraca; Decapoda; Portunidae. The record is from RefSeq and is a predicted model, not a curated record. The transcript has 9 exons.